UUUGGAAAAGGAAAAUGGGGUAAAAUAUAUCAGAAAAUAUUUUUAACUAUCAUGUUUUCCUUGUAAUUUUCAUGUUUUAUUAGGUCAUGGUGCUUAUUUUGCUGAUAAUCCAAGUGUUUCACAUAGAUACACGGAAGCCAAUUCAAUCGAUCAGACACGUAUUAUGUAUUACAACAAAGUCGUUUUGGGGAAUGAAUCGAUACUUAACGAAUUAAAUAGUGAAUUAAUGUCUGCACCAAAAGGUUUUCAUUCAAUACAUGGACAAUUUGCUGGUAAACCAAAUGAUGAUGAAUAUAUUGUGUAUCGAUAUGGACAAGGCUUGCCUUAUUUAAGAAUAACUUAUAAAGCAUAG
Messenger RNA from Rotaria sp. Silwood1, 352 nucleotides. The record is from the annotation of a GenBank genome assembly. NCBI's taxonomy places the organism in Eukaryota, Metazoa, Rotifera, Eurotatoria, Philodinida, Philodinidae.